CGACUGAACGACUGAACGACUGAACGAUCGAGAGUUGAAGGCGACGGGAAAGCAAUGAGAUGAGGAAGGCAAGCGUUACGCAGCGCGCACCGGCGCAAGGCCAACCCCACGGGCCAAAGAUCAGUCAUGUCCCAGCUCGCCCUUCGCUCCUACGUCACUCCUCUUCAUAUAGCCGAGCAAGUACCCCCACACCCGAGGGUCCGGCCGAUAUACCCAACGAUAUCCUCGAUUCACUGAGAGCGUUUCCUUUGUUCCAGUCUGCGCCUGCCGAGUUUCUCCAGAACAUCGCGACGAGGCUGCGCACGCACGUAUUCGCAGCGCAAGAUGAGAUCAUCCAGGAAGGCGAAACGGCGAAGGCUAUGUACUUUAUUAUGAGAGGCGCGGUGAACGUAACGAGUAAGGAUGGCGAAAGUGUCUAUGCAGAGCUCAAAGCAGGCGCUUUCUUUGGUGAAAUCGGGAUCCUGUUCAAUGUCCCACGCACGGCGCGCAUCGUCGCAACUACGAGAUGUCUCUUGGUUGUGCUCAGAGCGGACGAUUUGCGCAAAGUCCUACCACGCUAUCCUGAUAUCGAAAAAUCAAUCCGCUACGAAGCCGAUGAACGCUGGGCGUUGCUAAACCAGCUCAAACAGCGACGCGUGAGUACCAUCUCAGCAUCAUUUAUUAGUAUACGUGAAAGCGUUUUGUCGCUCGACAUGUUCCGAAACCUACCAGACGAUAUUCUACACCAAAUUUGCUUGUCCGUCACGCCACACACCUUCAGACCUUUUACUCCGAUCGUGCAGCAAGGAACCAACGGUACCGAACUCUUCUUCAUCCUGAGCGGCCAGGUCGAAGUUGUCGACGAAACGAACCAGAAAACCCUAGCCCGACUGACCGCAGGCCAGUACUUCGGCGAACUAGCAAUCCUAGGCUUAUCCGAACGUCGUACAGCCACAGUUCGUACAGUCAACGCCGUAGACUGCCUCGUCCUCGGCCAAGAAGAAUUCCGGAAAUGUCGUGAACUACACCCCACAAUCUGGCGCGCCAUCGAGGAAGUCGCAAAAGAACGCAUGAACGAGACGCGACGAGACUUUCCACUCCUUACUCCUCCGCAGUCGACACAGCCUCUGGCACCAUCGGCGACGAUACUGAAGACGGAUGCGGAUCCGCUUGCGCCGCCACCGAUGGAGACGAGGGUUUUGAGGAGGUCGAGUUUGGCGCCGCCGGAUAGUAGUGUGGUAGCUCCUGAUUCGCGCGGGAGAGCAAAGGUGUUGCGACAAAGAUCGACUCUGCUAUCACACGCCGCCGGGAAUAAGCGCCCACGGUUCCGCCGGCGAUCAUCUGCGGUCACCUCAGCAGAAAUCGUACCAAGAGUAUUGAAAACAGAGAGUGAUAACACAGGCCUGUUGCCUCGAGGAAUCCUGGAGAAGAUAUUCAUGUACUUGGAUUUGCCUGAGAUGAUGCAUGCGCGCCAGGUCUGUAGAUCUUGGUCGCAUAUUCUCGCGGCUUCGCCUGCACUUCUUCCAGUUCUGGAUUUGGGUCUCUACAAUCGGAAGAUCACAGACACCUCCAUCGGUCCAAUCCUCGCCUUUGCGCAGAACCGCCCAAAACACGUCAUCGUGAGGAACUGUUUCCACCUUACGGAUAUUGGGUUCAAGGCCUUGUCGGCUGCAUGUGCUUCGAACGCCGUGACGUGGAAUAUGGCCAGUGCGUGGGAUAUCUCGAGCUCUGCCAUCGUCGAUGUUGCGCAGCGCGCGAAAGGUCUAGAGGAAGUUGAUUUCGGCAACUGUCGGAGAGUCGGAGACGCAGUACUGGCGAGAGUCGUGGGUUGGGAGAUACCGACUGUACCAUCAUCACUCGGAUCAGGAGGAGUGGUGAUAGACACGAAGAAGUCAACGAACAAUUACGUUGGGUGUCCGAAGCUGUCAAAGAUCAACUUGAGCUACUGCAAGCAUAUCACAGAUCGGUCAAUGAUGCAUCUUGCUACGCAUGCUUCGUCGCGUCUGGAAACGUUGAAGUUGACGCGUUGUACGAGUAUCACGGAUGCUGGGUUUCAAGCAUGGUCAAUGACGAGGUUCACGCGUUUGAGGGAGCUGAUAUUGGCGGAUUGCACGUUCUUGACGGAUAGUUCGAUUGUGUUUCUGACUACGGCUGCACCGUUAUUGCAGCAUCUCGACCUGUCAUUCUGUUGUGCUUUGAGUGAUGUCGCAGUGGAAGUGCUGUCAUUAGGCCUGCCAAGACUCGAAUACUUGAACCUCGCUUUCUGCGGAAGCGCGGUUUCCGACGCCAGUAUGAGAGCAAUCGGCUUACACCUCGGUAACCUUCGGGAACUCAGCGUACGAGGCUGCGUCCGAGUCAUGGCACCUGGGGUCGAAAGUGUCGUCGAUGGAUGCUGGCAAUUGCAGAGACUGAACGUCAGCCAGUGUCGCAAUUUGUUAUCUUGGGUACGAGGCGGUGGGAUUGAGAGGUAUACGGAAAUGGGGAAACGGGUCGAAUUUGUGCUCUGAGUAAUAGGCAUAUUGGGAAGGUGGGGUGUCAUAUUGAGUUGGUUAUUUAACAUCGGUAGCUGUUCGUGGGGUGUUCUUUUUCGGAAUCGGCUACUGGACAGGGCACUGGAGGAACACAUAUCAUGUACGCUUGAAUUUUUAUCGAUAUCAGUUAGUCCAUAGUAUCUCUUAUCAUCAAUCAUAACUUAUGCAACACCCGUCGUUACAUCCACUUGAUCAGACACACGAAGAGUUACAU
Molecule: messenger RNA, 2724 nt
Organism: Saitoella complicata NRRL Y-17804
Lineage: Eukaryota; Fungi; Ascomycota; Saitoellomycetes; Saitoellales; Saitoellaceae
Product: RNI-like protein
Exons: 2
Coding region: 60-2486 (808 amino acids)
Molecular function (GO): protein binding; protein-containing complex binding
Source: RefSeq, a predicted model, not a curated record